Candidula unifasciata is the source of this 298-nucleotide messenger RNA. NCBI's taxonomy places the organism in Eukaryota, Metazoa, Mollusca, Gastropoda, Stylommatophora, Geomitridae. The record is from the annotation of a GenBank genome assembly.
ACAUUCAGAUCUCGGGUUCCAACUAUGUUGAUGAAGGAGACCGAAUUUAUCUCGUGUGCAAUGCUUCAAGUCAGGAAUACCCACCAGAGGAUAUAGACUGGUUCAGGAACGGCAACACUCUGUCAACUGACAACAAUCGGGGCAUGCAGAUCCACAAGUACGUGUCCAUUAAUACGGGUACCAUUGUCAGCACAUUAGAAAUCAAGCACGCCAAACUGUCAGACAAUGGGGUGUACGUGUGUAGGACAAGUAACAAAGACGUCACAAGUUCACAAAUCUAUGUACUAAACGGUAAAAU